CACCCAUUUCAUUGCGCUCCGUUUUUCCUUCUUUGGAUUUUUUUUUUUUUUUUUUUUUUAGGAAACAGAAAAUCUUAACAUACUCGGCCAAAGCGCCAAGUCAUCUGGCGCUGACCUGUGGAGUGCUUUGAGACGCUCUACUAUAAUGUUGAGUCGAGUCGAAUCCAAUCGAGUCACAAAACCCGUUUUACCCAUUUUAUCAUGUAAGCCACGUCUUCUGCUAUAGCCUCUACGGUGAACAGUGUUCUUCCUGUGGCAAUGGUUGGUCUUCCAUUAUCAUACGCCGUCGGUUGUCCGCGGUCGCCAUCGGGGUUGAUGAUUUCAGAGUCAAGUGGUAUAUGUACUUGGAGAGCCAGAGCCUUGCUACGCGCGGCACUCGUGGAGGCGACUCCCGUGUCAGCGGGAAGAGAUAGAAGCGGCGGUCAUGCCAUACAGGUCGUGGACGUUGGCUUUCGCUCUGCCCUUUCCGGUAGGGAUCGUACGAACGAUAUGCAAGCCGAGGCUAGGGCUAUGGCUCGUGCAGCCAAUGCUUCCGUAUACAGUCCUGAACUUCUUGCUCUCAAAUACAGCUCUCGGCCUAUCAAGGUUUUGCGGCGGACAUUGGAGAUCUUCAUUGGCCUGGGUACAUUUGUUCUUAAAUUACUGCUUGAUGAAAGGAGCGGUCAUCUUAAUCAGAACAAACGCGUCCGGGCCACCGAACUGAGGAGGGUGUUUACGAGAUUGGGUCCAACUUUUGUCAAAAUCGGCCAAGGGUUGUCGACCAGGCCCGAUAUUUGCCCACCUGAGUACCUCGAGGAGCUUUCUGAAUUACAGGAUGCUCUACCAACUUUCCCGAACGCAGAAGCUUUUUCAUGCAUUGAGAAAGAGUUGGGAUUGCCACUUGACUCUAUUUACUCAUCUAUCUCUUCAUCUCCUAUUGCGGCAGCCAGUCUGGGCCAAGUUUAUAAAGCUCAACUGAGGUGUUCUGGACAGGUUGUUGCUGUGAAGGUCCAACGACCUCGUAUUGAAGAAGCCAUAGGAUUGGAUUUUUACCUGAUCAGAGGUCUGGGUUUUCUUAUAAAUAAUUAUGUUGACAUAAUCUCAAGUGACGUUGUUGCUCUUAUUGAUGAAUUUGCUCGUAGAGUAUAUCAAGAACUUAACUAUGUCCAGGAGGGGCAGAAUGCACGGAGGUUUAAAAAGUUAUAUGCUGACAAGGAAGAUGUUCUUGUCCCGGAAAUCUUUUGGGAUUAUACCAGUGGGAAAGUAUUGACAAUGGAGUGGGUAGAUGGUGUCAAGCUAAAUGAGCAAGAAGCAAUUGAGAAACAGGGGUUGAAGGUCCUGGAUUUGGUAAAUGCCGGUAUUCAAUGCAGCCUUAGGCAGCUGCUUGAGUAUGGUUAUUUUCAUGCAGACCCACAUCCAGGUAAUCUCCUGGCGACGCCAGAGGGAAAGCUUGCUUUUCUAGAUUUUGGGAUGAUGAGUGAGACCCCAGAAGAAGCAAGGUUUGCUAUUAUUGGUCAUGUUGUUCACAUGGUUAAUCGGGACUAUGAAGCUAUGGCCCGUGAUUAUUAUGCUUUGGAUUUCUUGUCUCCAGAUGUGGAUGUUUCUCCAAUUGUCCCAGCACUUCGAAACUUCUUUGAUAAUGCACUUAAUUCAACUGUCAGUGAACUCAAUUUCAAAACAAUUGUGGAUGGCUUGGGUGCAGUUUUAUAUCAAUAUCCAUUCAAUGUCCCGGCAUAUUAUGCACUAAUAUUGAGGUCACUCACUGUACUGGAAGGCUUAGCUCUUUAUGCUGAUCCCAAUUUUAAGGUUCUGGCUGCUUCUUAUCCAUAUUUUGCUAAAAGACUUCUUACUGAUCCAAAUCCCUAUCUCAGAGAUGCUCUAAUAGAGUUGCUGUUCAAAGACGGUAGAUUCAGGUGGAAUAGGCUUGAAAACCUACUUGUUCAAGGACGCAAGGAUAGAGAUUUUUCUGCUAAAGAUGCUUUGCAACCGGUUUUGAAACUAUUAUUGGGUCCUGGUAGUGAAGAGCUAGGAUCUUUAGUUAUCAAAGAGGCUGUCCGUGUCACAGAAGCUAUUGUUCUAGGCAUGAUGAUUGAUACAUACAAUUCCAUCCCUGAUAUUGUGAGGACUCUAGUUUUCAAUGUCAGCACAACUGGACCUCCUAUAAUAAGUGGCAGUGAUCAGGAAAGCAUGCUGGGACUUCGAAAUCAAGUCUUGAGAGUGUGGGGGCUUCUGCGAACUUCGGAAAAUUUUGAUCCAGCCCUUCUCCAACCUAUUUUACAG
Molecule: messenger RNA, 2259 nt
Organism: Macadamia integrifolia
Lineage: Eukaryota; Viridiplantae; Streptophyta; Magnoliopsida; Proteales; Proteaceae
Product: protein ACTIVITY OF BC1 COMPLEX KINASE 3, chloroplastic
Biological process (GO): protein phosphorylation
Molecular function (GO): ATP binding; protein kinase activity
Source: RefSeq, a predicted model, not a curated record